AUGGAUGGCCAGGGUGAUCGAGGAGACGUUCAGGGAGGGGAGGUGAGGUGGUACGUGAUGACAGACGAUGACACGGUGUUGUUUGUUGACAACUUGGUUGGAGUUUUGUCAAAGUAUGAUCACAACAAGUACUUUUAUGUUGGGAUGAACUCAGAGUGCUUUGUGUGCAAUGUUGUUCACUCAUUUGGGAUGGCAUUUGGUGGAGGUGGAUAUGCCCUGAGCUAUCCCCUGGCCAAGGCUGUGGCUGAGAACAUGGAUUUGUGCCUCAAGAGAUAUCCAUUUCUCUAUGGGAGUGAUCUCAUUCUCCAAUCAUGUAUUGCUGAUUUAGGAGUCUCUCUCACUCAGGAGCCUGACAUACGUAUGUCAACUACAUUUGAACAUAACAUAUACAUUGAUUUCACAGGAGACAUCUCAGGGCUGCUAUCAGCCCACCCCCACUCUCCUCUGGUGUCACUCCACCAUCUGGACGCAGUGGAGCCGUUGUUCCCCUCGACCAACCGCACCGAGUCACUAAGCCUGCUGAAGCAAGCCGCAGCAGUCGACGAAUCGCGACUGCUGCAGCCGAGCACAUGCUAUCUGAAGAAAUACAACUAG
Molecule: messenger RNA, 594 nt
Organism: Salvia splendens (bonfire salvia)
Lineage: Eukaryota; Viridiplantae; Streptophyta; Magnoliopsida; Lamiales; Lamiaceae
Product: glycoprotein-N-acetylgalactosamine 3-beta-galactosyltransferase 1
Exons: 3
Coding region: 1-594 (197 amino acids)
Source: RefSeq, a predicted model, not a curated record